AUGUAUUCUAGUAUAUCAUACGACUAUCAUCUCUUUGACGUGAUAAGCCAAGUGAAAAAGUAUAAAUAUACGACCAAUAUGGCAAGUAUGUUGCUACUCAUAGUACUAAAAAUUGUAGUUGCGAUGGAUGAUGAAAAAAUAUUGGAAAUAUUCAACGAUGUCGAGGCUGCAACCGGGAAACUAAUUGAACAGACAGAUGCUAUUUUUCAUUCGGUUGAUUGUAUGAGAAGAUUAUCGCAGAGCGCCAAACAAGUUUUCAAAUGUACCCGGCCAGCCAAAUUUGAAUUUAGGAAAAAUCCUUGGGUAGUCCAGCAAAUACCCGAAACCAUUGACUAUUACUAUAACUCAUUGAAGUACCUCGAAGAUAAUCUCUCUCUGUUUCAAGCAUUUAUUGAAUUAUCGGGAAUGAACAGAGAAAUGACCAUUGAUACAUCGUACACCGAGAAAAUAAAGGAGCAUAUUGCAAAUAAACAAUCCAUAACCGAUUUUCUCAUGGAAAAAUACCACGAAAAGCAGGUUAACAACGUAUUUAUAGAGAAAUCGAGGUUAAUCACGAACAACAUAUCCAAAGCCAUGCUAUAUAUAAAGCAGCUGUAUUACUGCGUUGAAAAUGGAAAUAUUAUCGAUGUUUGUUUUAUUAAACGAGAAAUAUUUCGGCAUCAGUGCGAUGGCUGUAAAGAGUCGACAAAACACAACAGCAAGGGGAUGCCUGUGCAGUUGUGA
Vavraia culicis subsp. floridensis is the source of this 723-nucleotide messenger RNA. RefSeq lists its product as uncharacterized. The record is from RefSeq and is a predicted model, not a curated record. Bases 1 to 723 code for a protein of 240 amino acids. NCBI's taxonomy places the organism in Eukaryota, Fungi, Microsporidia, Pleistophoridae. The transcript has a single exon.